Molecule: messenger RNA, 807 nt
Organism: Linum tenue
Lineage: Eukaryota; Viridiplantae; Streptophyta; Magnoliopsida; Malpighiales; Linaceae
Source: the annotation of a GenBank genome assembly
AUGUUGUCGCGAGAUUGCAUAGGGUUCGAGAGUAGCGAGACAGCCAAUCGAUUGAAGUCACUGAUUUGGAGGAUGAUGGAAUUGGGGACUUCUCCUAAUCUCGCCGAAUUCUUUCCAAUUCUGAAGAAAUGGGAUCCCCAGGGGCUGAGACGUGAGACGUUUCGUUGUUGCAAUGAGCUCUACUCCGUUUGGCAGCCCUACGUCAAAGAGAGGCGAGAGCGUCGGCAGGGAGAGCGAUAUGGUGCUCAAGACUUCUUGGAUAUUUUCCUGGAAAAUGGACUCGAUGAUGAUCAGAUUGACUGGUUGAGUCUCUUGAUUCGAAACAAGGGAGCGAUGAACAAGCUGCGGGAGGAGCUCAACGCAGAAUUGUCGUCGCCGCUCGAGAGAAAACUGCCGCUCGAUGAAUCUGUAGUUUCUCGACUUCCGUACUUGAAUGCAAUCGUGAAGGAGACAUUGAGGCUACACCCCGCCGGGGCCGCUCAUGCUGCCGCACCGCGCAUCGGAGACUUGCGAGUGUUGGAGGACGAUCCAACGUCGUUCAAGCCGGAGAGGUUUAUUGGGUCGAAGGUGGAUUUUAGAGGGCAUGAUUUCGAGUUUCUGUCAUUUGGUGCUGGGAGGAGGAUGUGUCCCGGAGUGCCGUUGGCCACCAGACAGAUUUCAUUGAUAUUGGCUGCUAUCGUUCGGAACUUCGAUUGGUGCCUCCCCGAUGGAAAAGAUCCAGCAGAAUUGGGUAUGAAUGAGAAGUUUGGGUUCACGUUGCAAAAGGAACAACCUCUGCUUCUUGUUCCCAACCGGUGUUCAUUAUGA